Cylicocyclus nassatus is the source of this 1448-nucleotide messenger RNA. Lineage: Eukaryota; Metazoa; Nematoda; Chromadorea; Rhabditida; Strongylidae. The record is from the annotation of a GenBank genome assembly.
AUUUUUAGCUCCUUCUUAUCACUUCAUUCUUAAAGUCGUCAAGCUUCGUAAUCUGGUGAUAUUCAUUUUAGAAACGAGGGCAUGGCGACAGCUGCAUUAAGAGAGAUAGGGAUCUUUGAGGAUCUGGACAGUGUAAUCGCGCAGGUUUCUGUUGGAGAGCAACAGCCCAAAGAGGGCCUCGACUCAGAGAAUGACGAUUAUCUAAAAUUGAAAAAGCUCGAAAAUGAACUCGAUCACCUGCAAGUAAUGGAGGAUUAUGUGAAGUUAGAGACGAGAAAUUUGGAAAAAGAACUUCUCCACGCACAAGAGGAGGUGAAACGAAUUCAGUCGGUUCCCCUUGUUAUCGGGCAAUUCUUGGAAGCUGUCGACCAGGAUCAUGCAAUAGUUGGAAGCACAACUGGAUCUAAUUACUAUGUGCGCGUUCUGUCAAUUCUUGAUCGUGAGCUGUUGAAGCCAGGUUGUUCUGUAGCUUUACACAAGUACUCCAAUGCGCUAGUUGACGUUCUGCCGCCAGAGGCAGACAGUUCUAUACAGAUGUUACGUCCCGAUGAGAAGCCGGAUGUUUCAUACGCUGACAUUGGUGGACUUGAUAUGCAGAAACAAGAAGUACGAGAAGCUGUAGAGUUACCACUAACUCAUGGAGAGCUUUAUAAACAGAUCGGAAUCGACCCCCCUCGUGGAGUUCUUAUGUAUGGUCCCCCUGGCUGCGGAAAGACCAUGCUUGCCAAAGCUGUUGCAGCCAACACGGCAGCAUCGUUCAUUAGAGUUGUCGGCUCAGAAUUUGUGCAGAAAUACCUUGGAGAAGGUCCAAGAAUGGUUCGUGACGUGUUCCGUCUUGCCAAAGAAAAUUCACCUUCAAUCAUAUUUAUUGACGAGAUUGACGCCAUAGCUACAAAACGAUUCGACGCACAGACGGGCGCUGACAGAGAGGUACAACGCAUCCUUCUGGAACUGCUGAAUCAAAUGGAUGGAUUUGAUCAAAGCACUAAUGUGAAGGUUAUUAUGGCCACAAACAGGCACGACACCUUGGACCCUGCUUUGCUUCGACCAGGUCGACUGGACAGAAAGAUCGAGUUUCCUCUACCCGAUAGGCGUCAAAAACGUCUUGUCUUUACUACCAUAACAUCGAAGAUGAACCUAUCAGAUGAUGUUGAUCUCGAAGACUAUGUUGCCAGGCCUGACAAAAUAUCUGGCGCUGAUAUCAAUGCAAUUUGCCAGGAGGCUGGCAUGCACGCUGUCAGAGAAAAUCGCUACGUCGUAUUGACCAAGGACUUUGAGAAAGCAUACAAAAACGUCAUUAAAAAGGAUCAGAACGACUUCGAAUUUUACAAGUAACGAAAAGCUCGUUUUUCUUUGCAGUUUUGGCUUUUGUGUGACAAUGUAACAAGAAUUAAGUGAACUUCAUCAACAUUAAGCGAUUUCUUUCUACAAUAAAUCAUAAAUUAUUA